AUGCAUUCGCCGGCCAAAUCGCCCAUUUUGGAUGUUACCGAAACGCUCUCGAUCUCGAAUAGUGAUCUGGAAUUGUCUGUGGAAGUGGAGAGCACCAAUAAUAAUAAUGAUAAAGUUUAUGCUUUUAAUGCAUCGCCAUCGACAAUACGACUUCCUGGCCUAAGUUUUCCCACUCUAUUGUCAGCCAAGACAAGCUCCACAUUACCCGCCUUUGAGUAUAUAGCUCCAACAUCGAAUCAUUCUAUGCCAUCAUUGGAUUUUCCUCUCAUCGAAUUGAAUCGCAUGGGUGUUGGAAUGUUUCCGGGUUUUAUGCAUCGACGUGUACGGGGUGAGAAGCGUCCCAUACCCGAUGCCCAGAAGGAUGAGAAGUAUUAUGAGCGACGUAAACGUAAUAAUGAGGCGGCCAAAAAGUCUCGGGAUGCUCGUAAAAUUCGUGAAGAUCGUAUAGCAUUUCGUGCUGCACUCCUGGAGCAGGAGAAUUCCAUUCUGAGAGCACAAAUUUUGGCGCUACGCGAUGAACUGCAAACAGUGAGACAAUUGCUGGGAGCCACCACAGCCGGCGGCAUGUUGGGCAUGGCCAGGCCGCUGUAA
Messenger RNA from Drosophila willistoni, 591 nucleotides. RefSeq lists its product as uncharacterized. NCBI's taxonomy places the organism in Eukaryota, Metazoa, Arthropoda, Insecta, Diptera, Drosophilidae. Gene Ontology annotation, biological process: regulation of transcription by RNA polymerase II. The coding region runs from base 1 to 591 and encodes 196 amino acids. Gene Ontology annotation, molecular function: DNA-binding transcription factor activity, RNA polymerase II-specific; RNA polymerase II cis-regulatory region sequence-specific DNA binding. The record is from RefSeq and is a predicted model, not a curated record. The transcript has a single exon. Gene Ontology annotation, cellular component: nucleus.